Molecule: messenger RNA, 5672 nt
Organism: Centruroides sculpturatus (bark scorpion)
Lineage: Eukaryota; Metazoa; Arthropoda; Arachnida; Scorpiones; Buthidae
Exons: 7
Coding region: 184-3258 (1024 amino acids)
Biological process (GO): nuclear-transcribed mRNA poly(A) tail shortening
Cellular component (GO): cytoplasm; CCR4-NOT complex; nucleus
Molecular function (GO): poly(A)-specific ribonuclease activity
Source: RefSeq, a predicted model, not a curated record
UCGAAUGGCGUUGGAUUCAAAAAGUUGUGAAUGCUAGACAAAAGUGUUGAAAUUAUCAUAUUCAUUGGUUAAUUUUUACAAAAUAGUGAUUUAUAAUUUACAAACAAAUCUAGAUAAUCUUCUUUACGACAUAUAUAAACUUUUUAUGACAUCUCCAGGAAUCUUCAUUACAAACUUUUAGCAAUGCCCCGAAAAUCUGCAAGUUCAGCAGUUCAGAGAGGGGGAACGACUGAUAUUGAAAACACAUCACGUCGGUCUACAAGAUCUAGUUCACGUCAUGAUUCCUCAGGAUCAAUUACUAGCCGCACUCGACGCAGUUCAACUACAGCUCAGACAGCAGCAUCUCUAGCAGAGUCAAGAGUUACAAGAAGUAGAAAUGUUAGUAAUAGAAAUAGAAGUUCCUCUCCAUCUGAAAGUACUCGCACAAGGCAAACUCGAGAGGCAACUCUUGAAUCUCCUGCAUCACGUGUAAAAACAACACGAAGAAGUACAGGGCGUGUUAAUUAUCAGGAGAGUGAAGGAGAAGAAGAUAUGACUUCAACUACAGAGAAAAAUGAAGAAGAAGAAUAUCAUGUAGAAGAUGAUUUAGAAGAAUCUGAUUCUGAAGAAUCAAACAAAAGCAGAACUAGGAGCAGAACUACUACUAAGUCGCCACCUAAAGUCAGAGGUAGAGGAAGAGGUCGACCUCCUAAAGCAGUUAAAGGAAAAUCAAGAUUUACUUCAGCUGAAGAUAAUUUUGAUGAUGACGAUGAUGAUGAUGAAGAAGAGGAAGAAGAAAGUGAUGAAAAAACUAUGGAAGAAUCUGAUACAAUUGAUGAGGUAAUUACAAGAAGAAGUAGAUCAGAAAAUGAUUCAGAGUCUACACGGAAAACAAGGGGAACUAAAAGAAAAAUUCAGUCAGAUUUAUUGCCAGUGAGAUCAACAAGAAGUGGAAAGACCCCAAAAGAAUCUACAGAAACUGAUAAAAUACAUUUAUCUUCAUCAACUAGACAAACUCGACAUAAAAAAAUAUCUUCUGAAACUGCAAAUGUGCCACUUGAAGAUGUAGAUAUGAAGAAGGAAAAUAAAACUAGUGACAAUGCAGAAGAUACAGUAAGUACAGAAGAUAAAAAAAAGCGUAAAUUGGAUGUUAAGAAAGAAGCUAAGAAACGUAUUAAAACAGAUGAUUCAAAUUUAGAAAAUGAAAAAGAUGAAAAUCAGGAAAAACUUGAAAAAUCAGAAUCUCUUCAAGAAAGUGCAAAAUCACAACAGAGUGAUAUGGAGUUGGAAGAAAAGCCUAAAGAAAUUUUAUCAGAAACAUGCAAAACUCAAGUAAACAAUUUAAUAUCAGUUGAUAAAACAAGUUCUGAUGAACUGUCCAAUAAAAUUAAUACUACAGAAAGUAUGAAAAGUGAAAUUUCCAAUUCUUCUGCAUCAAAAGGAAAUUCAUCCAUUGAUUUAUCAGAAAAGAUUUGUAAAGAUGAUUCACAAACUAAUGACUUAAUGGAAGUAGAUAAUGAUAAUCAAACUAUUGGAGAAAAAAGUUCAGAAAAUCUUUCAAUAGAUACUAAAAAUUCCUACAAAGAAAGUAAGAAUUCUGAAAAUGAUGUAAUUAAAGAAAAACCUAUUGAUUCAAAAGAGAGAGAUUAUUGUACAACCAAAUUAACAAGUGAAAAAGAAACUAAAUCAGUAAUAUAUGAUACAGGUAAUUCUCAUAAUAAUAUUACUCAAGCUAGCAAAGAAUAUGAAAAUAAUUCGCAGUCAAAUUCAAAAAUUUCUACAGAAUGCACAAAUUUAGUCAGUACUAAUGUUGAUGACACUAAAAAGAUACAGCCUGAAAAUGAGAAAUUACAAGACAAACUCUCUGUUGUAGCAGAAUGUACUACAAAAUCAGAUACAUUGCUUUUAGAGAAAUCUGAUACCCAAGAUUCUUCAAAAGAAGUUGAAGGGCCAUCUAAACCUUUGGAAAUCAAUUUAAAAGACACUGAAAACAAUGCUACAUCAAAUCAGAAAGAAUAUAGUUCAUCUUGCAGUAUUGUGCAGCCAAGUAAAAUUUCUUUUCCAGAAAAAAAUGCCACAAAUCUUAGUUUAACAGAAAUGUUACCUGUUAAUGGUGCAAAUAUUUCUACAGAAAAAUCUAGAAAUAAUAAUGAAAGUGAUGAUAUACUUGAUAUGUCAAAAACAAGUGAUAAUAGUGCCUCAGAAACUGAAAAUGUAGCAGUAGAAUCAUUUUCUCAAGCACCAUCAAAUACUGAAUGUUUAAUAAAACCUAAUGGUGCUCCCAACAAUUUGAUGCAAUCCAGUGAUAGUAGUUUUGAUUUGCCCAAUCGCAAAUAUGUUUAUAAUUCUAGUCUGAGUGAAGAUUCAAAAACCUGUCUUCAAGAUAAAACAUUUAGCCUUAUUUCAUAUAACUUGAGUGCCAUACCAAAUGAAUCUUUUCCUCAAAAUGAAAAAUUACUUACAGAACUUAAAAGAACAAAUUCAGAUUUCAUUUGUUUGCAAGAAAUUCCAAAAAAAUACUAUGACAUCCUUGAAUCUGACCUUAAUAGUCUUGGAUAUAAAGGGUUAGUUUCAAUUCCAGAAAAUAAAACAAGGGGACUAGGGACUUUUUAUAAAACAAGUUCAUUUAAUUUAAAAAGACAAGCAGGUGUAUCCUUACAAAAAAUUAUUGAUCAGGAUCUUGAAACUUCAUCAUUAGAAAAUGCAGAUAAAAUAGCUAUACGUACUUUUCUUCAGAAAUGUGGUUAUGUUUUAAUGAUGCAGUUCUGUACUGUUGGAAAUGAUCACACAUUAACUAUUGCCAAUGUAUUCUUUCCGCCAUCUGAUAUCAGUACACAUGCUCUACAGAUGUCUAGUUUAGUAAGAGAAGUAGUGAAUUUUGCUGCUGACAUUGCUAGACCUCAUAUCCUGUGUGGUUCAUUUAAUAUGAAAGAAGGUGGUGUGGCUUAUCAGCUAUUACGUGAAGGUUACUUGAAUAAUGAAAUGAUUGAAGAGUUGCAAAAGAGAAAAGAUGUUGCUUUACCUGGAAAAGAUAACGACACACUAGUAAAUUUACUUUGGAAAGCUUUUCAACACCCGUCCUCAAACUUGCGCAGUUGUUAUGCUACAGUUUUAGGUCACGAGUUACAUUUGGAUGGAGAAAAUUCUAUUACCUCUCCAGAUUUGUUAUGGUAUAGUUCAGAUAGUUUGGAAACCAUUGGCAUCUUGGAUUUUGUUCCUGUUGAUAAGAACAAUAUUGAUCCAGUUGCAUUAAAGGCAGAUAUUGCAUAUAUUUGCUGAAUGUUAAAUAUUGCAUAUUAUAAAGAUAGUGACAUAGCUAACACAUUAUACCUAUCUGUUUAUUUUCCUCCAAUGUAAAGCCGUCAUUAUCCUUUAUAUGCAUCAAGUUAUAAAUCAUAUCACUCUGUCAUGCAUCUUACAGGUCAAAAUCAUAUUAAAUUGUUAAUGGCAGCAACUGCCAACUAAAGAUUGGAUAUAAAACAUUUGAAUGCUGACCUCAUGUUCAUCCCAUAGUAUAAUAAAAAAAAAAACUAAAAUAAAAAUUUCUAAAUUAAGUGACAAAUGGAGGAUGGUGUCUGACACCCAUCACACUAAAUGGUUGUGUCAUUUGCAUUUUGAUUAUAUUAUUUUAGAACAGAAAUGUCUUUGCCAUUUUAACUCUAUCUGUUUAGCUUGUAGGGGAAAUUGAAAUCCAUUGAAACCUUUUAACAUUUCUGUGCAUAUGAUAAAUAAAUAAAUAUAUAUAUAUUUACUAAUUAACAAAUCUUUUAUUAGAAUUUAAGGAGAAAAAUAUAUAAAUUAAUGGGUUUCAUUCCAUCUUCAGAAUUUUAACCUACCUACAUUUUUAAAAAAAUUGAUGAUAUUACAGAAUCAGUUUAUUUCUUAUGAACGUACUCAUUCAUAUAUAUAUUCAUAAACAUAUAUCUUCAUUGCAACUGCAAUCUUUUAAAUUAGGAGGCAAAAAAAUAUGACUUCGAUACCAAUAUUUGAAAUUAAAUUUGUUAAAAAAAAUGAUAAUUCUUGUACUAUUAUAAGUCUGUAGAGAGUUCUGAAACAUAGUUGUGGUAUAGUUAAAUGUUACUCACAUCUUUGUUAACUUUUUGCAUUUGUUGUUAAAUAUGUUGUAGCUUUCUAUUUGUUUUAAUUAUUAUUAUUUUUUUGUAAUGGGGAUAAUUUGAAAUAAUCUGAGUGAUAUAUUUUGUCAUAUCAUCAAAUGUGACUAUAAGUCAGUUUGCCAUUAUAAGAGAUGAUCAAAGCAUUUUAAAAUUGAUCACUUUGUUAUUAAUCAAAGUUUAUGAAAGUACCUUACUCUGUUCUUCUUUUCUUCACGUACACACAAAUCAGAUUAUUGGAUGAAUAUUAUCAAUAAUGAUCAAAGUUUCUGAAGUGAUAUAAAUAUUGAUGUAAGUUUAAAUGAAAAAAAUUUAUAUAUUAUAUAUAUAUANAUAUAUAUAUAUAUAUUUGAAUUAUUUUGAGACAGUUCUUAGCAAAAUUACUGACGCACAAAUAUCUUUGCAUUUUCUAGAAUGCUAUGUAAAAUUAAUAUCAUUCCUACUGAAUAGAGUUGAUAUAAUAAUAUAUUGAAAAUGUACACAAUCUAUUAAACCAGACUAGUUGCUCUGUGAAUUGCAUUUUAAAAUUCUGAUUAUUUUAAAUACCCAUUCUUUUCUAUUAAAAGUGCAAUUGAGAUACCUGCCUUUUAGAGGGGGAAAAAUAGUUGUUUUAUACUCAUAAUUUGCUAUUUAAAAACUAAAUUGUCUAAAAUAAAAAGAUUGUUCAUAAAAAUGAACAAUUUACAAAUUUUUCAAAUUUAUUUUUCAUAUAGUUUCACAAAGUAAAUAUUUUAAUUAUCAAAAGAUACCUGAAAGGUUUUUCUUAAACGAUUUAAUUUCACAUGUGAAGCUUCUGUAAUAAAUAUGUUAUGUGCAAUUUACUUUGCUUUGUUUAAAGUCUCUACAUGGCAUACUUUUCCUGCCUAUUGUUAUGCAAAAAUUUAGCCAGGAAUGUUACAAAACUAAAUACAUUGUCCAUUAUAAAUGAUUUUCAAUAACAUCAGUAUAAGCAUUCAAAAUGUCAGUAAACUAUAAUAUCAAAAAGAAAAAAAAAGAAUAAAAAUUGUGAUUGUACAUUUUUAGAUAUAAAAAGAAUAAUAAUCUCAAUGUUUGUUUUCAAGCAGAGAUUCUAUGUUUUAUAAAAAAAAAAUAAAAAAGAAAUGAAACCAUUUUAAUUUCUCCUAAUGUUUAUAGUUGUCCCAGACAACAAUGAUAAUUGUGUUGUGGCAGCAAAAAUAAAAAAAUUUUUAUUAGAAAUAGUAAUUACUAUCCAUGCUUCUCAUAGGCCUUAAUUAAAUUAAAAGAAAAAGAGAGAGAGAGAAGUAAGUCACAGCAGCAUGUUUUGCAAUGUUGAAAGAACACAUCUUUUUAUGUAUUUGCCAUUGUACUGCUUAUGCCAAGUCUUAAUAUAAUUGUUAUUCAUAAAUGUUAUGUAAGAUACUUUUAAAAACUAUAACUUAGUUUUCAGUAAUUGUGAUGGCCACUUUAAUGGAAGUUUUCUUGAAUUUAAAAAGCAAAAUAUAAAUUUUUGUAGUACAUGUAUUUUUUUUUUUUAUGUAAGUGCAUUUUCUUAUAUUUGAAAUGUAUGGUAACCCAGUUAGUGUUUGUUGUAUGAUACAAUAAAGAUAUUUCUGAUAAGUA